Molecule: messenger RNA, 2178 nt
Organism: Pipistrellus nathusii (Nathusius's pipistrelle)
Lineage: Eukaryota; Metazoa; Chordata; Mammalia; Chiroptera; Vespertilionidae
Source: the annotation of a GenBank genome assembly
AUGGUGAUGAAAGCGUCCGUGGAAGACGACGAUUCAGGAUGGGAGCUCAGCAUACCAGAAAAGAUGGAUAAAAGCAGUGCAAACUGGGUGGACAUAACUCAAGAUUUUGUACAAGCUUGCGGAGAAUUAAAGUUGGGAGAACUGCUUCAUGAUAAGCUAUUUGGUCUUUUUGAAGCCAUGUCUGCCAUUGAAAUGAUGGAUCCCAAGAUGGAUGCUGGCAUGAUUGGAAACCAAGUUAAUCGAAAAGUUCUCAAUUUUGAACAAGCUAUCCAGGAAGGCACCAUUAAAAUUAAAGACCUCACCUUGCCUGAAUUGAUAGGGAUAAUGGAUACGUGUUUUUGCUGUUUGAUAACAUGGUUAGAAGGCCACUCCAUGGCACAGACAGUCUUUACAUGUCUUUACGUUCAUAAUCCAGACUUUAUAGAAGAUCCUGCCAUGAAAGCUUUUGCUCUCGGAAUCUUGAAAAUCUGUGACAUUGCAAGGGAAAAAGUAAAUAAAGCUGCUGUUUUUGAAGAGGAAGAUUUUCAAUCAAUGACUUACGGAUUUAAAAUGGCUAACAGUGUGACAGAUCUUCGAGUUACAGGCAUGCUAAAGGAUGUGGAGGAUGACAUGCAAAGAAGAGUAAAGAGUACUCGAAGUCGACAAGGAGAAGAAAGAGAUCCAGAAGUUGAACUAGAACACCAACAGUGUUUAGCAGUAUUCAGCAGGAUGAAAUUUAUUCGAGUGUUACUGACAGUGCUUAUAGCCUUUACUAAGAAAGAGACCAGUGCUGUUGCAGAAGCUCAAAAAUUGAUGGUUCAAGCAGCAGAUCUUCUUUCUGUCAUUCAUAAUUCAUUGCAUCAUGGCAUCCAGGCCCAGAAUGAUACUACAAAAGGAGAUCAUCCAAUUAUGAUGGGCUUUGAGCCCCUUGUUAACCAGAGGCUACUUCCACCUACCUUCCCUCGAUAUGCAAAAAUAAUUAAAAGGGAAGAAAUGGUCAACUAUUUUGCAAGAUUAAUAGAUAGAAUAAAAACUGUCUGUGAAGUAGUCAAUUUAACAAAUUUACAUUGUAUCCUGGAUUUUUUCUGUGAGUUUAGUGAACAAUCACCUUGUGUUCUUUCAAGAUCUCUGUUACAAACCACUUUCUUGGUGGAUAACAAAAAGGUCUUUGGAACUCACCUCAUGCAAGACAUGGUGAAAGAUGCACUUCGAUCUUUUGUCAGUCCUCCAGUGCUUUCCCCAAAGUGCUGCCUAUAUAAUAACCACCAGGCUAAGGAUUGUAUUGAUUCCUUUGUUACUCACUGUGUUCGGCCUUUCUGUAGUCUCAUUCAGAUCCAUGGGCAUAAUAGGGCUCGACAGAGAGACAAGCUCGGUCAUAUUCUCGAGGAAUUUGCCACCUUGCAGGAUGAGGCAGAGAAGGUUGAUGCCGCUCUUCACACCAUGCUGUUGAAACAGGAACCCCAAAGGCAACAUUUGGCCUGCUUAGGUACCUGGGUCCUUUACCAUAACCUCAAAAUUAUGAUACAGUAUCUUCUCAGUGGCUUUGAAUUGGAGCUCUACAGCAUGCACGAGUACUACUACAUAUAUUGGUAUCUGUCUGAAUUCCUUUAUGCAUGGUUGAUGUCGACAUUAAGUCGUGCUGAUGGCUCUCAAAUGGCAGAGGAACGGAUAAUGGAAGAGCAGCAGAAGGGCCGUAGCAGUAAAAAGACUAAGAAAAAGAAGAAAGUUCGCCCUUUGAGCCGAGAAAUCACAAUGAGCCAAGCCUAUCAGAACAUGUGUGCUGGAAUGUUUAAGACCAUGGUAGCAUUUGACAUGGAUGGCAAAGUACGAAAACCCAAGUUUGAGCUUGAUAGUGAACAAGUUCGAUAUGAGCACAGAUUUGCUCCAUUCAACAGCGUAAUGACACCACCCCCAGUGCACUAUCUGCAGUUCAAGGAAAUGUCUGACCUCAAUAAAUACAGCCCUCCCCCCCAGUCUCCAGAACUGUACGUGGCAGCUAGCAAGCACUUCCAGCAGGCCAAAAUGAUCCUGGAGAACCUCCCGAACCCCGACCGCGAGGUCAAUAGAAUUUUAAAGGUUGCCAAACCCAAUUUUGUGGUUAUGAAGUUACUGGCAGGAGGACACAAAAAGGAAUCUAAGGUUCCUCCUGAAUUUGAUUUCUCUGCUCACAAAUAUUUUCCUGUUGUGAAGCUUGUUUGA